Prunus dulcis (almond) is the source of this 1830-nucleotide messenger RNA. RefSeq lists its product as uncharacterized. The coding region runs from base 335 to 1741 and encodes 468 amino acids. The record is from RefSeq and is a predicted model, not a curated record. Gene Ontology annotation, cellular component: Ino80 complex. Lineage: Eukaryota; Viridiplantae; Streptophyta; Magnoliopsida; Rosales; Rosaceae. The transcript is spliced from 2 exons.
CCUCUUGUUACACGCUUCAUCUUCCGUACUUACUAUAUGCUUCUCUAGGGUUUUCAUCCACCAAAUGCUCCUCCAUUUGCUCUCUGCUUUGAGUUUUUAUUGUCUCCUCAGAAACCAAGUGGUGUGGCUAACUACUAGUAACUAGGAAGGAAGGGAUACAAUUGGAAUUUUUCCUUGGUGAAUUGAGAUGUAGUGAAGACUAGUGCUGGAGUUUCAGUGUCAAGAAAUGAUGAUGAUGACGACUCUACGAUUAUUUGCUAUGCUAUUUAUUUACACUGUUAGUCAAACUUAGAUUUUUCUCUGUGACGGCCUUCAAUUUUGAGAUUGAAGAAAUAUGGAAACUGGAAGUCACGGUUCAAUGAGGAAAGUGAAAAAUGGAGGACUCAAAGUCCUGUGGGCAGAGCAGUUGAGAAGUAUGAAAAAUGGGUUCAAAAGAGACCAUCAUCAUCCAUCUUGGCAAAUGGCUAUUCAGAGUCAUAUAGAUGCCGCACAUGCUUUGGUACAGUUGGCUAAUGAAGAUCCUAGUCUGCUUCAUGGUGGGUUACGUUCACAUGGAAUGAAGCAUAGUGUGAAAGGGAUUCCAAGCAUAAAGGAUUCGAUGGGGAUGUCGAGGGGUGAUAGUCAUUCGGAUGUGGUUGGGAGAAAGGUUAAUUUUUUGGUAAAGCGUCAGCAAGCUGACUUUGGAGGUUCUAUGAAGGAUGAAGAUGCUGCUGCAGUCUUAGAUUUUCAUUUGCCAGCAGUGCCAUAUCCUGCAGGGAGAAAGCAGAAAAAGAUGAAAAUGUUUAAGAAGCUAUCUUCGCUCGUACCAAAAUAUAUGAAAAGUAAUGUCAGUGAGAAGGAUGAUAAGGUGAAUGAACCAUGUCAGUUGUUGGAUAGUUGUGGUCAUGAUAGACUACACAUGUUAAUGGCAAAGAAACGGAAAAGGGUGGCAGGAUCCUAUUCAAAAAGAGAAACUGGGGAAGUUGCAGCACCAGUAAAUUUACCCUUGAAAAGGCAGGGAUUCAAAUUGCCCGUUCCUACUGUUCAUACCGGAUUUUCAUUCUCCAUUGUGCAUCUCCUUACUGCCAUUCGAAGAGCAAUGGUUGUUCCACAUGCAGAAGAUGAUGAUGUGGUGUAUGGAAAUGAUCAAGGGGUUAGCAAUGCUGAAGGGAUAAUUCGAUUUUAUUCUCUCAAAGAUAAAGGCAUUAGCAAUUCUGUACUAACAAAUUCCAAAAGUUUACCUUCUCUCACUCUUAACAAGAUUGUUGAGCGUGUUAGAUCAACUCCAAUGGAUCCUUCUAUUCUUCAAACCCAAGAGCACCUUCAAGAUUUACUCAGAGGGGUUUUGGAGAUAUUUUCAUCCAAAACAGCGCCUUUAGGAGCUAGAGGAUGGAAGCCACUCACUUUCUAUCGCAAGUCCAGUAAAUGUUGGAAAUGGAUUGGUCCCAUCGACGUUAACUCAUGCAAUGCUGAUGAGGAAUAUGUAUCUUCUAAAGCUUGGAGUCUUCGCCAUAAUGUGCUUGUGAAGUUGGUUGAUUCCUUUGCUAUUUGGUACAAGAGUUUUCAAGAGAGAUUUCGUCAAGUUGGAAGCCUUCCUGCACCACCUUUGAUUUUGAUGCAACCAACACUAGAUGAAAGCGAAUGGUUCAGGGACGUAAUGUCUCGAAAGAAUGCUAUCAGUCCGAACUCUGAAGAAGUAAGAGCGUACUUUCAAAGGGAGGAAGCUUUGAGGUAUUUAGUCCCAGAUAUGGCAUUUUCUUAGUCCGAACUCUGAAGAAGUAAGAGCGUACUUUCAAAGGGAGGAAGCUUUGAGGUAUUUAGUCCCAGAUAUGGCAUUUUCUUACACAGCAC